GGUGCACGAACAGAGAAGUCAAAUUCACGACUGAGAAAGACCAGAGAGAGAAAGGGAGAGUGGGAGAUCGUAGGAAAGGAAUGGAGAGAAGACAAGCGUAAGAAGGAACGGCUACUUGGCAUGUCAGGCGGGAACAGGGACUGGUGAACAGCCCUAACAGUUCCAAAGCCUCAACAGUUGGCCAUGUAAAAGAAAAGACCUCACAAUAUUGUCACCACUGUAAGCCUGUGAGGGUAUCUCAUAGUAAUCGGAUGGCUCUGACACAAGCCGCGGCUCUACCAUCCUUCAGCUCCUUCUCAAACUUUGCUUAUGCCACUGACAAUAUGAAGGUGCGGAAGUUAGAGGAUGGUGCACUCAGCCUGAACUCUGAAGCCAAAAAGACAUUACCUGGCAACACCUCAGACCUGCAGCUUGAUCAUCCAAUUAGAGGGGAUCACCUAGACGAUGGGGGUGAAGGCUUGUGGGACAUGGAGUUCCUUCUGUCGGACUGGAACAGCCCAUCACCAGAACUAAACUCCUCUCAUGACUACAACACUCAGAAUCUCCCCCAUCCGGCCCAGAAUCUUCCACCUCCUGGGCUGUAUCGCGACGGAGGAGGGGUGUUGAAGGAUCAAAGCUCAGACAGUCUUACUAUGGGCGGCAGUAACCUAAUGGCUGAGCUCCUCUCCCCCAUGGACAGCAUUGGUCCAGCCCCGUCAGAACCCUACAACCCAUCCUAUAGUGAUGACCAACAGGUUCGGUCUUCAACAUCACUGUCAUCAUUCCCCAGUCAGUCAAAUGUGGACCAGUCUGGUUUCACCUCUGGAAUCACCCAAGUACGACACAGACCCAGUGGCUUUCUGACCAAGGCCAAAUCCUGGGACUUCGAGAUGGGACACUACAACCCUCAACACCACACUUCGAUGGUGUCCUUUCAGGACGGCAGAUUCCACCAGGACCCUGUCUCCGUGACAACCUCCAUGACCUCUGACCAUCGAACCCACCAGUACGGCUUCCUCCAAAAUUACUCCCACCACGCAGGUUUCUAUCGCAACCACAACGAGUACAACGUCCACAACCACCACCACCAAGUUUUCUCUGGCUCCGUCAGCUUUCCGCAGCAUCCGCAGGUAAUGGCAGCCUCCUCCACAGAGGGUGCACCCAGUGGCUCGGAGGGGAAGCGCGGCCGCAGGACUGCCACAAAGAAAAGAGCAGCCAUCCAUAGCUGUGAGUACCUAGGGUGUAGUAAGACCUACACCAAGAGCUCCCACCUCAAGGCCCAUCUCCGGACUCACACAGGCGAGAAACCGUACCACUGUACCUGGGAGGGCUGCGGAUGGAAGUUUGCCCGUUCGGACGAGUUGACCCGUCACUAUCGGAAACACACGGGUCAGAAGCCCUAUGAGUGUCUGCUGUGUCAGAGAGCCUUCUCCCGCUCUGACCACCUGGCCCUGCACAUGAAACGACACAACUAAGGAGAGGAGAGCAGAGGGGCUGUGUGAGGCUGCACACCACACACACGUUCUCUAAUGCUCCACACGCUCUCGUUCUCCGUCUCUCCCACUGUGCUUCUCCCGGUGACCCAGGCUCUUGUUUUCACGUUGUCUCUCAAUUCUCCUGAUCAUUCCCUCUCUUUCUCACGACCUCUCUCUCUCUCUCUCUCUCUCUCUCUCUCUUGUUCCCUCUCAGACACACACACACACUAAUCUAAUCAAAACAUGCGCGGCACACAUAGCUAUUACGCUGCCUAGUCAUCACAGACAAAGAUGAGACCAGUAGAGAUACACACAGAACAUGUAGACGCGAGCGCUCCCAACAGCCUUACAGCUGCGUACUUACCCAACACUAAGAGACCCACAGUAGGGCGCAGUCUGGAGAAGAGGUUGUGACAUGAAAAGCCAAAGGUCAAAGGGCACAGAAGCUGGAAUGUUGUUCAAGGUACUUGUUCCAUACAUGGGUCAUUUCCAAUGACCGAAACUCUAUUUGCUGAUCAUAAAAUUUGCUGUAAAUAAUCUAAAAAGAUAAAGGUUUUUGUUUGUGGAUUUUUGUUUAUUGACGCUAAUGUUUUUUUAAAGGUUCUUAUUUUGUUAAUGGUGAAUCCGUAAAGAGAUAUUUUACCCCAUAACUAUAUAUUUGUGUUUUGCUCUUUAGUUCACUGAUAAUGGACUAAAGUGCAAGAAUUUGCAUUUCAGCAGGCAAUUUUGAAGAUAGACAUUUUUAAGUAAAUUUUAAAAAAACGUGUUUUGCACUAACGGUGUCUGUUUGAGUUAUGGCCGUAAAAACAGUGUUUUCCUCCUUGGACAUCAAUGAAUCCACAGCAGUAUAACAGAAUACAAUCUGUACUGAAACAUUUGAGCAGCCAAUGUUGGCUUUCCUCUACUCCACAUACCAUCUUUAAGAUAUAAACUUAUGAUCUGGUGAAGUUGUCUUUAUUUCCAAGAGAUGGAUUUUUUAAACUGAGCCACAGAGGAAAUACACAUACCAGAUACAUCUUGUAUACUUUUUUAAUGAAUACAUUUAAUUUAUUUUCAAGGCUUUUCAUAUUAAUAUAUGACUUUGUAUUUGCUUCAAAUCUUUCCAAAAUGCUAAAUUUGUAUAAUUUGAAUAUUUCAAUAAAGUAAUUUUUGCCCAACAA
Messenger RNA from Esox lucius (northern pike), 2614 nucleotides. RefSeq names its product Kruppel-like factor 1 (erythroid) (gene klf1). Gene Ontology annotation, biological process: regulation of transcription by RNA polymerase II. Gene Ontology annotation, molecular function: DNA-binding transcription factor activity, RNA polymerase II-specific; RNA polymerase II cis-regulatory region sequence-specific DNA binding. NCBI's taxonomy places the organism in Eukaryota, Metazoa, Chordata, Actinopteri, Esociformes, Esocidae. The record is from RefSeq and is a predicted model, not a curated record. Bases 252 to 1454 code for a protein of 400 amino acids. The transcript has 3 exons.